This is a messenger RNA of Sciurus carolinensis (gray squirrel), 3068 nucleotides long. It is a transcript of the gene Bola2b, whose product is annotated as bolA family member 2B. Gene Ontology annotation, biological process: intracellular iron ion homeostasis. Gene Ontology annotation, cellular component: cytosol; nucleus. NCBI's taxonomy places the organism in Eukaryota, Metazoa, Chordata, Mammalia, Rodentia, Sciuridae. The transcript has 3 exons. Gene Ontology annotation, molecular function: 2 iron, 2 sulfur cluster binding. The coding region runs from base 968 to 1264 and encodes 98 amino acids. The record is from RefSeq and is a predicted model, not a curated record.
CAGGCUCCCCGCUCUUGGUGCAGGUACAUACCCUCACACCUGCCAACCUCAGGCCCCUGCUGCAGUUGCAGGGACUUAACUUUCCUCUGGUCCUCUCUCUAGGAUCUAUUCUAUUUCAGACCUUGUUCACCAAGUCUCCUGUCCCAGGACCACUUUACAGCCAAACCCUUGACCCGAGUUGCACAAGGCUCCGCCUCCCAGCCCCGCCUUUCGGGAUAGGCCUGCUGGUUGCCACAGGCCUGCCCCGCCCCUAUUAUCCCGCCUCUGCCCAGCCCAGCCCUCCUCCUCCCUGAAGAAUGCCUGGGCACUGAGACCCGCCGCCCUACCAGGGCCCUCUCCCGCUGGUCCGCCAGGCCCCGCCUUUUUUGCGACCGCCGUUAUGCUGCUGGACCCGACGAGCGGGGUUGACGGUGAACCCCACGUAGACGCGGCCCCGAUGCCGAGGGUUCAGACAGUAGAGCAAGUAGACACCGAAGAAACGCUCCGGUCUCGCUUCGCUCCCUGCGGGGCCCAUCUGGACUUUGUAGGUCAGGGGCCGAAGCUGGGGGUGAGUUCUGUAACCUAGAAUCACAGGGAGGGCUGGGUAGCUAGGACUACAAGAUACUUGUUUCGGCGAUAGCGAGGCACCUUUGAGCCCGCCACAGUGCAGGUUCGUGCACCGUCUCCCGCCUGGAUCUAGGUGCCAACACCCGGCUACAAAACCCAGACCUCUGUGCUGACUGCUAGAGCCAACCAAUGACCGUGCGCUCGGGCAAGGUUGGUCGUCCUGCAGACUCUGAUUGGCUAACAGAUGGUAAGCGCGGAUCUUGACAGUUCGCACAUCCUGCUUGCCUGAGGGCGGAAGUGCUCCGUUUAAGGACGCCCUACUGAGGGCGGAAGUAGAUGUCCUAGCGGAAGUGGCUCCACUAAGGGCGGAACGCACCGUGGCCGGUCCUAGGUGGGUUUCUGUCCCCGCUGGGCUGCCGCAAUGGAACUCAGCGCAGACUACCUCCGGGAGAAGCUGCAGCGGGACCUGGAGGCAGAGCACGUGGAAGUGGAGGACACGACUCCCGGCCGUUGCGCGACCAGCUUCCGAGUCCUAGUGGUAUCGGCUAAGUUCGAAGGGAAACCACUGCUUCACAGACACCGCAACGUGGCCCAGGACCCCAUGGAGCGUAGAACCUCGGGGACACUACCCGUCUUUUGGGUCACCCUAGCUUCGGGGACAGCCACCCAGGCGUCAGUCUGCCAUUUCUCAACUCCACGUCUCAACCCAGGCUGGUGAAUGCGUCCCUAUCAGAAGAGCUCCCGCACAUCCAUGCCUUUGAGCAGAAAACCUUGACUCCAGACCAGUGGGCCCGUGAGCAGCAGAAAUGAGGGACUGAGGCCUGCGCAGCCAUUAAAUGACAAAUCAGGGCCAGCUUCUGUGUCUGUGUGUUGUGUGUGGCAGGGGCACUGAGGCUGAGUGUACUGCUUGGCUUCUCUCUGCCUUUCUUCUAUUCAAAUUCCUCUCCCCAUGUAACCUUCCGUGUCCAGCUUGUAAAAUGAAAGUUUUGUCCUUAAGUCCCUUCCAGGGUCUGCCUUGCAAACCUUUCUUGUAGGCCCCUAGGAGUCUGUAGUGCCACUCCCCACCUAAUCCCAGAGAGCUGGGGGCUCCUGCUUGAUGCCCACCUUCCAGUUACAGAGAUGAUGCCAGCGUGAUAGUACAUGCCUGUAAUCCUACAUACUGAGAAGGCUGAGGCAGGAGAAUUUCAAGUUCAAGGGCAGCCUGGUCCACUUAGUGAGACCCUGUGUGGAAAUAAAAUCAAGGCUGGGAAUAUGCUCAGUGCCUAUCUAGCAUGUGGAAAGCCCUUGGUUCAAUCCCUAGUUCUGCAAAAAAUAAUAGUAAUAAUGCAGAGAUGAGUUUUCAGGAUUUGAGAACCUUAAUGAGCUGAACAAAACUUUCUCUCCCCAGCAUCACCCCAGUACCAGAAGCAUGAUAAAGAAUUCCCCUGCAAGUCCCCUCAACCCUUCACAAACCUCAGGGGACAUGGGAAUAAGCCCCGACUUUUCACCAACUGGUGUGCUGAUGUUUUUUGGCCCUUUUCUGGAAGAAGGCCCAGUAGCUUCAUAACCUUGGACUUAAUGUGUUCACAGGUGCCCCUGUGAGAACCAUGAAUUUUCAGAAACAUGGGAUGUGUGUAGGACAUAGGUAUAGAGUUAGAGCAGGAAAAUAAGGCUGUCCUAAGGCACAAAAUUGAGGAAGGUCAUCUGUAUCAGUCUUAACCAUGGGUUGGCAGGACCUUGUACAGAGUUCUCUGAGACUCAAGAGGGACAGCAAGUGACCCAUUUGAACCCAAGGCUCUUUGAGAAUGAGAAAUGAGAUGUUUUAGCCAUCACACCCACUCUGUUACCAUGUGCUUUUGAAGCUGGUUUUUUAGUCCCUUUAGCCCUUCCUCUCUUGCUCCCCUCUGGGAGAGAAUGGGCUGGUGAAGCUGCGAGUCAUGGUGGUUACAGAUCCUUCUAGAUUUGAGGGACCAUUUCCUGAAGAGUUUUAAGUUCCCCUGAAUCAGAACUAGUGAGUGAGUCUACUUAUGAGACUGCCCAUCAUUCCCAUAAUACAGGAGAGAUGCAGAGAAGGAGCGUCACUCCUUUAAGAGGCCCAACCUGCAGCCAUGGUAGGAUCUACCACUGCAUUUGCCCAGCUGAGAUGGUUGCCCUUCCAAGAUGCUCACCUGAGACCUGGAGAGGUGACUUGAGCAGGGUCACCUCUGAAGACCUGAGUAUGCAGACAGGGACAUUUGUACAUUGGUCCCCAGCAUUCUCUACCCUGAUAGCUUUCUUCUGUGGCAUGCUGACAACAUGGGGGCUGGGAAUGAGCUUUUGUUGCCCUUACGGGAUAUGAACCAGGGCCUGCUAUAGCCAAGACACCAUCCCAUACAGCCCUGUGUUGUCCCAGUUCAGGGGGGUCACCCACUUAGUUGGGCUUCUAAACCUAUUCCCAAGCCCCCUUUUUUUAUUUUGUGUGUCUUUGCAGUACUAGGGAUUGAAUCCAGGGACACUUUACCACUGCUUUCAUUCCCAGGCCUUUUUAUUUCUUGUUUUGGGAU